Danaus chrysippus (African queen) is the source of this 1320-nucleotide messenger RNA. The record is from the annotation of a GenBank genome assembly. NCBI's taxonomy places the organism in Eukaryota, Metazoa, Arthropoda, Insecta, Lepidoptera, Nymphalidae.
UUGGAGAGGAUUGACUUACUUCGGGUUCUGCGUGAGGAAGUCGCUCCGCAUCCAGCACUGGAGGCACGUCCCCCCCCCCUAGCACUGGUGCGAGCGCUCUCUAGACGCGCCAGCCUGGUGGCAGCCCGCCAGACAUGGAAUAAACUACUUGUAUUGGGCGUGUGCAAAGAGAGCUCGCUGAAACCCGAUUACAUCACAUUGCUCAUGCGGUUCAAAAUUGCGAAAAGUGGCCCUCCGCAUCGUCGGCAAGCGUUUUUUCCCAAAGUAGGCAGCUUUCACACCGCUUCCUUCCGUGAGGCGCAUCGUGUUCCGCCCACUAUGGGUGAACGCCGACGAUGCUUCCAGCGACUCUGGUUCCCGCAGGUCAACGCCCGCUCCGCCGCCGGCCCAUCAAAGGGUGGCAACUUCACCUGCACACCAACUGCUCAAGCGGCACCUUCACCGGCCUCUUCCACCCCCGUAGAUCUCUCUGCACCCAUUAGACUUAAGCGAGGCCCCAAGAUUUCUCAAUGGGACGAAGAACUCCGCAAGCAGACGCCUCCACCUACAUGUACGCCUGUUAGGAGUAGACUUGACGAUACUCUUUCCGAAACUUAUGAAAAGGAAAAAAAAUGUGGAUUAUCAGCGGCUAAGGGAAAAAGUCCAAGUUCGGCACUACCGUUUGAGACUCCGCGUAGUAAGAGUUCAACAGUAUUACCCGAGCUCUACGACGAACCACCGCCCCAAGGUCAUCGACAGUUUUGUGACGAAUUCUUCAUCAUCUCGACAACAAAAAAGUAUCAGACCCGCACCCAAUCCAGUCACUUACCACAAAUCCUAUUACCACCUGACCCCCUACUUGUUGGGAAUCACUAUCCAAACAAAAUCUACAAUUACGAGGCAGCCAUGAAAGGUGAUAGCGAGAACACGAAUCCGUUUUACGGAUCUUCCCGUGGCCUGGGCCAAUUUGUGGACACGAGGGGGGUCUCGUGUGGUGGGCUCGACCCUAAAGGCGCGAUCGGCCAUUACCCACGAAAACCUCCAAUGCCCACUCACUGUUUCGUCAUGAGUCGAAGUCCGGUUGACUGGGGAGGACCCAUUGCUCCGGGCUUCAUCUUGUCGAGUUGGAGUGCUUAUGGAAAGCAACUGGCCAGAAUGUUGAAGAAGCAUUCUUGGAGACUGCAAAAAAAAAAUUAUAUCAGUAGCAUUCAAGAUGGUCGAUUAGAUCUGAAUUUGCGGCCGAGUCGGGUGUACAACACAAACCUGCAUGGGGGCCCCCUCUACAGGACGCCCACUGGCCCGCGCCUCCGGCUAAGAAAGAACGACAACUGCGCCUGCUAA